This is a messenger RNA of Pelobates fuscus (common spadefoot toad), 1061 nucleotides long. It is a transcript of the gene CENPV, whose product is annotated as centromere protein V. The coding region runs from base 228 to 920 and encodes 230 amino acids. The record is from RefSeq and is a predicted model, not a curated record. The transcript has 5 exons. Lineage: Eukaryota; Metazoa; Chordata; Amphibia; Anura; Pelobatidae. Gene Ontology annotation, molecular function: carbon-sulfur lyase activity.
UGUCCAACGAAGCGAGCGAACUGGAGAAAGGAAUAGGGAAAAGGCUAAACAAAGCGAAAAAUAAUCUUCACCUUCGCCUUACACCUUGCUGAUUCGGACUCCUCUCUAUCGGCGGCUGCAUUAACACAGGGAGGUAAAUAAGAAGACUGAAAAAAGACUGAAGGUUUGCCUUGCACAUACACCGCUUUAUAGAGAGGCAUUGGCAGGCUGAGCCCCGGGGACCAGACAUGGUGAAAGCCAAAAAAUCAGCUGUGAAAGCGGGCUCCCCCCCGGACAGGAGCAGGAGGUCGGCUGGGGCUCCGGGGGAGAUGUCCAAGGCUGCGGUGCUGGCUGUGAGCGGCCAGAAGGGACCCAGCAAGAGGGCAGCUGGCAGGAGGCAGGUGGAGGAGGACUCCAAGGGGCAGCAGGAUUCACUACUGGAGCUCGGGGGGCAAACGGAGCGCUGGAUCAGCUUCGUCAAACAGCAGAAACUGAGCUCCGAGGAAGCAGCCAAACUUCUGCUGGACUCCUUUGAACACAAGGGGCUUGUGAUGCACAGUGGAGGCUGUCACUGUGGGGCAGUGCGAUUCGAAGUCUGGGCAUCCGCUGAUAUCCAUGUCUUUGACUGCAAUUGCAGUAUUUGUGUAAAGAAACAAAACCGCCAUUUCAUUGUACCUGCAUCACGCUUCAAGUUACUAAAGGGGGAAGAAAAUCUUACCACUUACAGAUUCAACACUAAAAAAGCACAACAUACAUUCUGCAAGAUCUGCGGUGUUCAGAGUUUCUACACACCACGCUCAAACCAAGAUGGCUACGGAAUUGCCCCACACUGUUUGGAUGAAGGGACUGUGCGCAGUGUCCAUGUGGAGCAGAUCAACGGAAAAGAGUGGGAGAAGGCAAUUAAAGAACACAAGACCAUCAGCAGUAUGUCGAAGUCCUGAGAUCCAGUGGUUCUGCUAUAAUUUUGUUAGUCCCCAUCAACUACUCAUUUUAUACAUCUAUGACACUGUGGCCUAUCUUCUUAACAUUUAUGGAAAUAAAUCUUUUUUCUAUACAUUUAUUAGCAUUAUACUGUGCUGUGU